CCCAGACCAAGAUGAUACAAUUACUUAGUGAUCCAGGUCAUUGGGAUGCUUAAGGAUGCUCUGGCGGCUUAGAACUGGUCUGCCAAAGGUAUACUAGUGGGUGGGUGAAAAUCGCGCGUUAAUUUUGGCUGCAAUUUUAUAUCGAAAUAACCUUUAUGUCGUCAUAGAUUCUACUUCGUACGUAGUAUGUUUACGGAAAUGACCCAUUAAUUUGACCGUAGAAGGUGCUAGUAGUGUACCGUACGGAACGGUUUCGCAGCGUAGAAAACGGUAGGUGGUAUCUUGUCCGAUCGCCUCUCUCCGAUGGUUGUAGUCCUUCCGAUUGCUGCAACAGGCGUCGGAAAAUACGGAGUGGAUCGAUCAUUGCUGUCAAGACACCGAGCGCCCACCGUAGGAAACAUAUGCAACAAGGUGAUUUAUGACAUACAAUGCGAAAGCAACUUCAAACGAACCGCAACAAGAGAAGGAGGAUUUCGCUGUUCUGCCUCGGAACCGCUGUUUGGGUGACCGCCUUAGUAUCGUUGACGUUCCUUCAGGUGUUCAUCCUCCGUCACAAUGAGAAGCUGGGUCGGGAGCGCCAAGACGGCAAUGCGUCUCUAUCGAGCGAAAGUUUCUACCAGAUAACAGAACAACGAAUACAGAACGAGAAUCAGAAGAUAACUCAGGGGCAGCAUGAGAACAAGAUCAACAAGACGGGAAAGAAACCACAACAACUUCAGAAGAAGCAAAGUAUCAUCGAUGGAGGGGAACAGGACAAGUUAUUUUCGAUGGAGAAAAAAACGAAAAUGUCAAAGAUGAGGAAGGGCCAAUUAUCUUGGUCAGGGGGGCACGGCACGCCCGAGAGCUGUAGUGACACCAAAAUGAGGAAGAUUCAAUACCAGUUGGAACAAAAUGCCAGGUUUAGAAAAAAAAAUAUGGCCAAAUACGUGAUGGACUUCCGAAAACGCCAAUCCACCUAUAUCGCCCAAAGCACGACGAGCGCCGCAGGUGAAUGGGAAGAAACGAUGGGUGUGCAUGCAAGAGGCAUGCAGCUGUUUGUCGAUCUAGACUCUGACCAAAAAAGUUUCGUUGCAAACAGCAGUGACAACGAAAGCGCUUCCGAAAACGACGGUCCAUGGUUCGUCUUACACAUCGGCCCACCCAAAACUGCAACCACGACGGUCCAGUGCGGCCUGGAAAAGCAUUCCCUUCGACUUGCCAAGACCGACGGAUAUCAUUUCCUUGGCGGGGGCUGUGGCAUGCAGACAAAAGAAUACUUCAUGCCAAACGGAGAACAAGUCACUCUGCGGCUACAGAUUCUUGUCGCACUACAUUCUGCGGAGUCACGCAGUGACUACGAAGCGAAAAGGUGCCACGAACCUGUGAGUAGAUAUGUCGAGGCAAUCGAAGCCGAGAAGCAUCGUCAAAGGUUCAUAGAUCGGGCCAGCUUCUUGCGGUCCAAGAAUCGCUCGGUUAUUUUGUCGAGUGAACAAUUCGGCUCGCAACUCUCCGUUCAGAGAGAGAUCAUGGAGCAAACCCGAUCCAUGAUUCUUUCGACUGAGGAUGGUCAUGGCGCCGGUUUUCCACCCGAUAAGGUCCGGAUCGUGCUUGCCUACCGGCAUUUUGUCGACUGGCUCCCGAGUUUUUACUACCAAAAAUUUUUCAGGCUGAACUCGGUCAUGGAUAGGGAGUGGCACGAUAAUUUUCGCGUCAGACCCUUGCUUGAGUACAUCGACGAAUACCUGACCAAGUGGGAAGCCCACCAACGGAAGGUUGACAAAUAUGUUGCCCGGAAAAACGCCACGUUGAUACACGAGGGACAUUCCCCGCUGUCACUGCUUCCCACGAAUCGUCAGUCGAUUCAUCCAUCGUGGUGGCUCUACACAGUUUGGUCUGCGUAUUUUCCGUUGCCAAACCAGGUGCAGGUCUACGACAUGCACUCUCCUAUGAACAUGAACCGCCCGGAGGACGAUAUGGUGACGGAUUUUAUCUGCCAUAUGUUGCCGAGCGCGAAUGACACGUGCCAAAAUAUGAUGGAUGAAGCCGAUGGCAAGUACGACAAGAGCGACUAUGACAACUUGGAUCUGCACUCUUUCCACUCCCUACUCCAUCCAAAUCGUACCACGGACUUUUUAAACAACAUCGGAAGAGGCAAUAAGCCCGGUGCAAAGAGAAACCUCAAAGCCGACAGCAAUGGCGAUAAUUCAAAUAGCGAUGAAAAGAACAAUGGCAAGCAGACAAUGGUGGUCCGACCCUCUUCUGAUCACCAUGCAAAACGAAUCGUGGAAGAAUUGUUGGGUCGGGGUGACAUCAAACCUUUUCCAUAUGAGGAGUAUGGUACAAAAUAUUUCGAAAAACUGAAUGAAGGGGGAAUCAUGCAGGAUCCAUCUGACGCCGUGACCGUCAACGGGUACACAAUGCCAAAUCUCCUCGAGCGUGCGAAUGAGAUUCUGGAAAACCACGGUGUGUAUUCCCAAACCCCAAAAGUAAAUAGUACGUUCGAAGAACGUUUCUCGGAAAAAUAUUUCGAUUGCAUCACCCCCGACCUGGAAGAGCGACUUUUGAACGCGUCGAGAACAUUCAUGGAUCUCAUGUAUAAACACACGCCGAUGUUGUCCCAAGCAACAGCUGCCACAUAUAGCGCUUCAAACAGACUCCAUCAUAGCGGCAGCAACGAGGAUAGGAACCAGAAACUGGCAGAAGAAAGAGAGAAACGAUGGAUACAGGCAAAAGCAGAGCACGAAAGAUUGUUUGCUCAGAAUAAGCAGAAGGGGAAAUAUUGCGAGAUUAAUCCCGAUAAGGUGAGGACGAAACGACGAAGUCAAUUCGACCAUUCCUUUUCAUCGUUGAAAAACUUGACAUUUAUUUACUUUCUCCCCUUCGUUUUGGUCAUAACAUAUUCUCAACUUUGUAUUUUCAAAAUCGAUCGCAGGUUUUUCAUAACCGUCCAGAAGUACGUGAUGAAUUGAAAUCACUACGGUACAAACCAGCGUAUAAUAAUUUUUUUCUUUGGAAAAAUUUGCCAGAAAGACAGAGACGCGCAGCACUUUCUCUGGGAUUUGGACAGAACACAUGGGAAAGAAAACUGAAAAUAAAGACCUUUAGUGUGAGAUGGGACGCGCUCUCGUCAGACAAGCAAGCUGCCGCAUUUCAGCUGGGUUACAAUAAAGUGAUGUGGGACGGGAUAGUCUUGAAAUAGACUUUUCCGCGCGUGUGUUGAAUAGCAGGGUAAUCAAAAAUUGCCUUUAGAUUUUUAUCUUCAUAWAUCGUGUCUGUUUCAACUUCUCUUCGCUAUCGUAUGUUAAACGGCAGUGAACAUAAGAUCAGAACUUGCACAAUUACGACACAAACUUUCAAAUCCCUGUGUCUUUUGACAGCUUGGUACAUUGUCACUUGACCCUUCGUCACCCGAUAGGUUCCAGGAACAUUUCCUAAUGAGAUUAGAGUGAAAGAGGAAAAGGGAAAAAAUCUUCCUGCAAGCUAUAUGAAACCCAUCUGUACUUUCAGACCGAAUGAGGCCACAAAAAGAACAAUUACCCCUUGCGACCCCCUUUUGAGGGAGGAUCGGUGUUGAAUGAAAAGCAAAGACAACCAUGAGACCUUGAGUGUGCCGUAUGAAAUAUAUUGCCCCUUGCAUCAAGAGGGUAGUAAGGACGUCCGAAUUUGUCCAGGAAUCUGCAUACGUGUAACUCGAAGAGCUACGUGAAGCGAGAGGUACCCAUCAGAGAAAAAUCGAAACCCUCCUCCUGCUACUGGUUCUGGUAAUUCUUUUCUGUCGCUAAUAAAGUUUGCAAAUCAUGCAUCACAAUCAUUUGAAAUUGGCAGGCAGUUCCUGUCGACCCUGCUCUCAAUACAAAGAUAUUGGAAUGCCAUCAUUUCGAUCCGUCUCCAUUGUUGGCAUUGGGUCUUUCAAUGGGAUUCGCAAUGACUGUAUUCUUGUUUCCGUUCUUCGGACAGUCGCAUAGGCUUUUUUUUCUGAAAAGAAACGAAAGAAUCCUGACAAUGACGAAUUUCCUCGUCUCCACAAGCAGUUAGUUUCGUCAUUAAGAAACAUUGUUCGGAUCCCUUCAAAAUAGUGUUCUUCAGCGCAAGACUACCACCACUGCCAUCGCGAUUUUUCGCCUGUGUAGAGAUAGGGGUGUGCAUACUAUGCCCAUCCAUGGGGAAGACUGAUAAUAAAGAAUGCAUGAUGCAUAUGCUCAAGGGUAAAUGGAUUUAUUUUGAUUCAGAAAGAUAACUAAAGCAAUAUGAUGCCUCGAUCUCCAUAUCAAACGUGUUAGCAACCAUGUACAACCCACCGGUCACGAGCUAUAAGCAAUAUCACAACCUUCUGAUCGACAUUAGUGUCACAAAGAAAUUAUGCUUCAAAUUCUGGACUCAAAGCGGAAAUAGAGCAGCGACAGGUAC
Molecule: messenger RNA, 4386 nt
Organism: Pseudo-nitzschia multistriata
Lineage: Eukaryota; Bacillariophyta; Bacillariophyceae; Bacillariales; Bacillariaceae
Source: the annotation of a GenBank genome assembly